Caenorhabditis elegans is the source of this 1050-nucleotide messenger RNA. RefSeq names its product Serpentine Receptor, class H (gene C31B8.1). The transcript is spliced from 4 exons. The record is from RefSeq and is marked reviewed. Bases 344 to 1033 code for a protein of 229 amino acids. Lineage: Eukaryota; Metazoa; Nematoda; Chromadorea; Rhabditida; Rhabditidae.
GAUCAAUAUCAAAUUCUCAUGACCAACGUUGUAUCAAUUAUAUCUACUUUGGUAAACUUUUUCGGUUUUUACGUGAUCAUAAAUCAAAAAACCCGAGAAUCACGAACCUUUACAUAUGCGCAACUUUUCUAUCAGAUGCUUCUCUACGCCACUCAAGUCUAUGCUGGAACCAUUUUAAAUAUCGUUUUCCUAUUCCCCGUGCCUGGAGUGUAUUGUAUUGGCUGGUUGAAAAAUCUAUCAGGGAUACCUGCAGCGAUCUGUUUUGUGAUUGAAAUAUUUCUAGUUAAGGAAAUGCUAUUUUUAAUUACAGGCCAUAUUCGACAUUUUAUUCUCGCUUCAAGGAAUGAUGAUUGCAAUUUUGAUGUUCUUAAAAACAAUGGCCAUCACCAGGUCAAAAUCUCCAUUUAAAGCAAGCCCAUCGAAUCAAAAACUAUUUAUCAGUUUCGGAGUUGGUCUUCCAAUAUUUUUUCAAAUGUGCAUAUUCACUGCAUCUUAUUCAAGCCCCUCAAAGAUUGCUCAAUUUCUCAAAGACUCAUACCCUCAUAUGAAAUAUUUAACAGCUUACCCAUUUCUGUGGAUGCUAACUUCAAAGCGAAAUCUUCAAGGGUUUUUUAUGACUAUAAUAGCUUGUAUUGGCAUUGUUUUUAUGCUUGUCAUAAUUUUGUUUAUAAUAUUGGUAGUUGAAUUAGAUUUACAAGUGAAUACAAUGAGCCAAGCGUCGAAUAAGUAUCACAAACGGCUGCUCUUUGAGUUCAUGGUUCAUAUAAUGAUCAGUUUGCCGUUCUUCAUCUUAUCACCUUUACUAAUUUUUUUGAAAAUUUUUUUGAAUGACACCGUAGACGUUUCCUUUCUAACGUCUAUAUCAUUCGCAGUUUUCACGUCUGCACCUAUUCCGUCGAUGUUGGUUUUUCUGCUAAAAAAUAAGAAGUAUAGAUCAUUUUUAAUUAAACUGUUCCAUAUUCCCCAAAGAACCGAACCACCUGCAAAAUCCAUUAUUUCUCGGCAAACAGUGUCACGUGUACGGAUGGAAUAAAUUAUGAAUGUCUAAUU